Paramecium tetraurelia is the source of this 852-nucleotide messenger RNA. RefSeq lists its product as uncharacterized. The transcript is spliced from 3 exons. The record is from RefSeq and is a predicted model, not a curated record. Lineage: Eukaryota; Ciliophora; Oligohymenophorea; Peniculida; Parameciidae.
AUGAUAUCUCUGUGGAAUGAUUUAGAAACCAAUAACUAUUACUUGAUCAAUAAUGAAACUGGAGGAAAAUAAAAAGUAUACAAAACAUCAGAUUUUAUCAAAGAAUUUGAUUCAUCCCUAACUGGAUCAGUUGGUUACAAGGAUAGAAUUAAACUAGCUAAAAAACCAAGUUAUAUGCCAUUAAAAGCUAAGUCACUUUAAAAAAAUUUUGUUUCUUAUACUCCAUCAAUUAAUAAAUUAGUUUGGUAUUCUCAGUUGCCUAGACCUACUAAACUACCGAACUUAGAAUAUUUUAAAACUGAAAAGAAAUAAAUGCAAAUUCAUCAACAAUAGAAAUCCAUAUUACAAUCUUAAAGCUAUUAAACAUUACCACAUAUUCCACAAUCUACUGUUGCAUCCUAGUAUUAAAGUUUAUUGGAUCCUAAGUAAGCAAGAUCAAUUUCAACUGUUUAACAUUACGAUCUUAACGACUAAGAUCACUUCAAAGAAAUGAGCCAUUUAUUUGAGUCAAAAUCUUAUGAUUAUAAAAGUUAUAAUCUACCACCUAAAGAGAAUUUAAAUUGCAGAUCAAUAAAAGACUUUGAAUAAGUGUUAAAAUAAGAAAGAUAAUAAUUGGAAAUGUUCAAAUUACCUGAAUAAAAGCCACAAUUGGUCAAUACAAAAGGUAGAUUUCCAGGGUAGUUGAAAAAAGCCAAAGAUUUCAUGUCUGAAGAUAAAUCUAUUGCUAAAUUAUUGUAUCCUGAUCUUUUUAAGGAGAAAAUUAUAGAUUAAAAGUAAGAAGAACUAAGAAGAAAAAUAAACAAAUUAAAAGAAUAAGAAAUGCUUCAAAGAAAUCUAAAGAAUAAGGCCUGA